Messenger RNA from Mycotypha africana, 717 nucleotides. RefSeq lists its product as uncharacterized. The transcript is spliced from 7 exons. Gene Ontology annotation, cellular component: nucleus. Gene Ontology annotation, biological process: regulation of DNA-templated transcription. The record is from RefSeq and is a predicted model, not a curated record. Lineage: Eukaryota; Fungi; Mucoromycota; Mucoromycetes; Mucorales; Mycotyphaceae. The coding region runs from base 1 to 717 and encodes 238 amino acids.
AUGACAGCGUCAGUUGCAGAUAUAUUUGAAGACUAUGUUGAAAGUCUCCAAAAUCUACCUUCAGAAAUCGAUCAAAACAUGCAUGAACUGAGAAGCAUGGAUGAAGAAUUUCAACGGUUCAAAGACAUUUACAGCAAGCACAGAAGGACUUACGCAAAACUAUACAAAACAUUGAACAACAACAGUGGUAAUACAGCUACCGAAAAUACUACAGCAAGGCAACAGAUAGAGAAAGAUUAUUGCUUAGCAGUACAAAAACAGGACCAGAAGAUUGAAUUGACGAAAAGAAUGUAUGAAUUAGUAAAUAAGCAUAUAGAGCGAAUAGAUUCACAGAUGACGAGAAGUGAUUUGGGAGAUAUAGAAUGGAUUCGAAGCUCUCCUCCAAAAAAUAGUAGAACAAACAUUAGUAGUGCUGUCAUUUUAUCUUAUAUUGUGAUUAAUAGAACGCAUCAUUCUUUUCGACCGAAUCCGACAUUGAAUUCCCAAUUUUUGUCUGAGAUGGAUAGUGAUCCUUACGAACCGAAAUAUUGUUAUUGUAACCAAGUAUCCUACGGAGAUAUGGUUGCUUGCGAUGGAGAGAAUUGCGAGAAAGAGUGGUUUCAUUAUGCUUGUGUAGGCUUAACAGAGCCCCCUAUCGGUAAAUGGUAUUGUGAAUAUUGCAGUAAACAAGAUAGAUAUAAGAAGAAGAUAAAGAAAGAACAUACCAUUUCAUAUUAG